This is a messenger RNA of Pteronotus mesoamericanus, 402 nucleotides long. RefSeq names its product natriuretic peptide B (gene NPPB). Gene Ontology annotation, molecular function: hormone activity; hormone receptor binding. Gene Ontology annotation, biological process: receptor guanylyl cyclase signaling pathway; cGMP biosynthetic process; negative regulation of systemic arterial blood pressure. The record is from RefSeq and is a predicted model, not a curated record. Gene Ontology annotation, cellular component: cytoplasm; extracellular region. NCBI's taxonomy places the organism in Eukaryota, Metazoa, Chordata, Mammalia, Chiroptera, Mormoopidae. Bases 1 to 402 code for a protein of 133 amino acids. The transcript has 3 exons.
AUGGACCCGCUGACUGGGCUGCCCCGGGUGCUCUGGCUGCUUCUGUUCUUGCAGCUGUCGCUGCUAGGAGGUCAUCCGCACCCGCUGGGUGGCCCUGGCCCCUCUUUGGACCUGUCUCAAGAUGGCAGCAGCGAUGAACAGGAGCCGCUGGAUCGUCUUCCGGAGCCGUGGAAUGGGUGGCUAGCCGUGGAGCCCCUGCGGCAAGGACACGGCUCUGCCGAAGCCUGGACCGCCAAACAGGCGGCUUCUGCGGGCGGCCUUGGGCCUCCUGACUAUGUCCUCCAGGCCCUGUGGGGACUACCAAGCCCCAAGAAGACACCUGCCUCGGGCUGCUUCGGGAGGAAGCUGGACCGCAUCAGCUCCUCCAGUGGCCUGGGCUGCAAGGGGUGGAGGAGUCAUUAA